Myodes glareolus (Bank vole) is the source of this 1030-nucleotide messenger RNA. Lineage: Eukaryota; Metazoa; Chordata; Mammalia; Rodentia; Cricetidae. The record is from RefSeq and is a predicted model, not a curated record.
GGGGUGGGGGCGGGGCGGAGGCGGAGCGGGCGGUGUAAACAGACCCGGGAGCCGCGAGCCCCGGAGGAGGCGCGGGUGGCGCCGCCAUGGACUUCCAGCAGCUGGCAGAUGUCGCGGAGAAGUGGUGUUCCUGCACACCCUUCGAGCUCAUCGCCGCCGAGGAGACCGAGCGCAGGAUGGACUUCUAUGCCGACCCGGGCGUAUCCUUCUACGUGCUGUGUCCGGACAACGGCAGCGGCGACAGUUUUCACGUGUGGAGUGAGAGCGAGGAUUGCCUGCCCUUCCUGCAGCUCGCACAGGAUUACAUCUCUUCCUGCGGCAAGAAGACGCUCCAUGAAGUCUUGGAAAAAGUCUUCAAGUCCUUCCGACCUCUGCUGGGGCUUCCAGAUGACGAGGAUGCCUUUGAAGAGUACAGUGCGGAUGUGGAGGAGGAGCCAGAGGCGGACCACCCCCAGAUGGGGGGGACCUUGCUGAGGAAAAGCAUGACAGAGGAGAAAUGCAGCCUGCACUUUUUAUGUCCCUUUGACGUGUCUGUAAGUGAAAGGUCUUGCUUAGGAAGCAUGAGUUUUACUAUCUAGUCGUGAACUGCGCAGACGCAGAUGCCGAGGGUGAGCUUCUUGGAGAGUUUCUCCACUGUUGGAUACCUGAGCAUGGAAUGGCCAGCCACUGGUCAGUGUAAAUGUUCCGCAGUUGUUCGAUCGUUUUAAAACGUGCUAAUUCCAAAGCCACUUUUUAAUUCUAAUAGUGGAAAGUAUAGAUGGGGUGAAAGAUAUAAAUUAUUGAUUCCUUAACACUGUUUCUAAGCCUGCAUAUGAAAUGAAACCUUCACCUUCUCUCUUAUGAGAUGGCAACUUGUUAAAUCAUGAAAACAACCAGAAUCCAAGUAAGUAAGUGACCCUUAAGCUUCAAAGCCAUAGAUGAAAUCUAAUAGGAAAAUAAACCAGGAAAAAAAAAAUUAGAUAUAAUGAAAUUCUUUACUUUCCUAAUCUUUUUUUUUUAAGAUUUAUUUAUUUAUUAUGUAUACAACAUU